This is a messenger RNA of Symbiodinium sp. CCMP2592, 1245 nucleotides long. Lineage: Eukaryota; Dinophyceae; Suessiales; Symbiodiniaceae. The record is from the annotation of a GenBank genome assembly.
AUGGCAGUCCGUCCAGAAAGCGUCGAGGACUGGUUCCAUUUCGUCCCAACUUUGCUCGACAACGAGGGUUGGCAGACCGUGCGUGACAGUUCUGCGGGCAGGUUGUUGCACCAAAACUGCCCCUGGGGUGGACAUCUUGUCAGGUUCUCUUUGAAGGACAUCGAAGUCCACAGCCCGCCUGCAGACACCUCAUACCUCUUCGUGCGACCGGAGACGCGUGUGUGGGCAAGGAGCACGUAUCAAGGGCUCAAUGAGGAGUUGUCCGAGGUGGUGCAGCAAGUGGCACCAGGCCAUGCCGUGGUGCGCAGACGCUCUGCGUGGAGGUUCAAUCGGCAGUGUGCAGUGUUCUUCCUUUUGCUCAGCAAGAGGAUUCCCAGCACGGAGAUGCCUGGUGACGUGUGCUGGAUGGUUCGGAGGAACUACCCGGGACGCGGCGACAGCGCCUUUCUGGUGAAAUGCUUGGCGGAAGAGUUGGAGGUUCUCGUCGUGGGCAGGCCACAGGGUCCCAGCACCUUUGCACUUGACUGGGUGUUGCGGGUGCUCUCAGUGCCAAUGUGGGCCUCAGUGCACUUCGAGAACCUGCUCCAGUCGGCAAGGGACUGCACGCAGUGGUUCGUCAACCGACCUGCCGUUGCUGAGAUGCGCAUGAGGGACAUGCAGUGCUAUGCCGUUCUCACAAUCCAAAGCUGGCGGCGGGGCCGACCGCUUAUUCCGGCGGGACCUGGGGAAGAGGACGUUACGAUUGAUGCCGGUCAGCGAGAUGGGCUCACGUCUUGGGUCCGCUAUGACCCUCGAAUGGUCCGCAGCAGCAGCUUUCUGCUUUCGGAGUAUCUCACGUUGUUCCUGCAGAGGAUCGGUGCGCAAGCUGCCUUCUAUCAGUCCGUGGAUGGGCAGGAGCUGCUGCCGUACCAGUGCGCCAUUGCACGGGAAGACUGGGAUCGAGUGCGUCCGCACUUCCAGCGUGCCUACGCUCUGCAAAAGGCGGCCUAUCGCCGCUCGCGCGGUGGCCGGGCGGCUCCGAGUUUGAUUGAAUCCUUAGCCCCCCGGUUUAGAGAUGACCACAGUCUCGACGAUUUGCGGCAGCGUCUGCGCGAGUCAAUUGAGGUAAGAACAGUGAUACGCAAAACCUUCGUGGAGGUCGACGACUCUGCAGACCUCGAUGGGUAUGAAAGUUCUUUCCAACGACGCCGGACCGCGUCACCGGUGAGACACUUCUAUCGCAAAGACUUUGUACCCGCUUGCUAG